Drosophila subpulchrella is the source of this 1617-nucleotide messenger RNA. It is a transcript of the gene Gr66a, whose product is annotated as gustatory receptor for bitter taste 66a. Gene Ontology annotation, cellular component: neuronal cell body; membrane; axon. Lineage: Eukaryota; Metazoa; Arthropoda; Insecta; Diptera; Drosophilidae. The transcript has 2 exons. Bases 18 to 1604 code for a protein of 528 amino acids. The record is from RefSeq and is a predicted model, not a curated record. Gene Ontology annotation, biological process: sensory perception of taste.
AGUAUCCAUCGAACAACAUGGCGCAGACGGAGGACACUGUGCAACCCCUAUUGCAGCAGUUCCAGCAAUUGUUCUUCAUAUCCAAGAUAGCCGGAAUUCUGCCCCAGGAUCUGGAGAAGUUUCGUAGUAGGAAUCUGCUGGAGAAAUCCCGCAGUGGCAUGAUUUACAUGCUAUGUACUCUGGUGGUCUACGUGGUGCUCUACAACAUUCUAAUCUACUCCUUCGGGGAGGAGGACCGCACGCUCAAGGCCUCGCAGAGCACCUUGACCUUCGUGAUAGGCUUGUUCCUGACCUAUAUUGGUCUCAUCAUGAUGGCUACCGACCAGUUGACCGCCCUACGUAACCAGGGCAGGAUUGGAGAGCUCUACGAGCGUAUUCGCCUGGUGGACGAGCGCCUUUACAAGGAGAAGUGUGUGAUGGACAACAGCACAAUUGGUCGGCGCAUCCGGAUCAUGCUCAUCAUGACGGUCAUCUUUGAGUUGUCCAUUUUGGUGGCCACCUACGUCAAGCUGGUGGACUACAGCCAGUGGAUGUCGUUGCUGUGGGUAGUCUCCGCCAUUCCGACGUUCAUCAAUACGCUGGACAAGAUCUGGUUUGCCGUUUCGCUUUAUGCGCUAAAGGAACGCUUCGAGGCCAUCAAUGCCACGCUGGAGGAGCUGGUGGCCACGCACGAGAAGUAUAAACAGUGGCUACGGGGCGAUCAGGAGCUGGCACCUCCUCUAGAUAGCUCCCAGCCGCCGCAGUAUGACAGUAAUCUGGAGUAUCUGUACAAGGAGCUGGGAGCCCUGGACAUGGGUUCCAUUGGCAAGCGUUCGGUGUCUGGUUCGGGAAGGAAUAAGGUGGCACCGGUGGCGCACUCCAUGAACUCUUUCGGUGAGCCAAUUGAAGCUGUUUUCGGUAAACCUCCACCUCAUCCCCUGGCCUCGAACAUGAUCCGCGAAAGCGAGCUGGGAAAUGCCGCCAAGGUUGAGGAUAAGCUGAACAACCUGUGCCAGGUGCACGACGAGAUUUGUGAGAUUGGCAAAGCCAUGAACGAGCUAUGGAGCUACCCUAUCCUAUCGCUAAUGGCCUAUGGAUUUCUAAUUUUUACAGCUCAAUUGUAUUUCCUCUACUGCGCCACACAGUUUCAAUCGAUUCCAUCGCUUUUCCGUUCUGCCAAGAAUCCCUUUAUCACGGUCAUAGCCCUGAGUUAUACGUCCGGAAAGUGUGUGUAUCUCAUCUACCUGAGCUGGAAGACUUCGCAGGCUUCCAAGCGCACUGGUAUCAGUCUGCACAAGUGCGGUGUGGUGGCCGAUGAUAAUCUCCUCUACGAAAUAGUGAACCACUUGUCGCUAAAGCUGCUCAACCAUUCCGUUGACUUCUCUGCCUGUGGAUUCUUCACACUGGACAUGGAGACUCUGUAUGGCGUGAGUGGCGGGAUCACCAGCUAUCUGAUCAUCUUGAUUCAGUUCAAUUUGGCCGCCCAGCAGGCCAAAGAGGCCAUCCAGACUUUCAACUCGUUGAAUGACACCGCCGGCUUGGUUGGCGCGGCCACCGACAUGGAUAAUGGCAGCUCCACACUACAUGACCUGGUCACCACCACCAUGCUGACUCCGACGGGCUAAGGCUCUGGGUUAC